ACUAGAUCUGGUAACUGAAUUUCAGUUUCAUCACGGGCAUCAAACUAAUCAACUUUUCUCGUCCAGUUCAUUCCUCUUUCCCCCGCACGAUAUUAAAAUCAGUUCACGUAUGACUUCGCAAGUGUGAUUUUUUUCCAAACUUUUCCAAAUUAUAAUCUUACCUAAUACAUUUCUCAAAACUCGCGCGGAACUAACGGCGCCUGCGCAAUCGCUUGUUAUUUUAACACCCAGAAGUCGGUAUAUGCGUACGAGAACGGGGAUCUCGACGGAGAAGUUGCACUGUCGCAUUAACAUACCUUAACUGGACCGGUCACGGGUGCGCGGCCGCUCGAGCGGAGCGUCCCGUGCUUCGGACAGCGUGAGUUGUCAAAGUGUAUAAAUUUCAUGGCGAUAAAUUCAUGUUAAGGAACGCGUCCGGUUCGGUGGCCGUCUCCUAAUAGUGGGCGCAUUGUACGUCGAGCCAUAAACUGUCGCUUUGGGAGGCAUCGCAUCGCGUGCCACAAAGCAAGAGCGAGUGUUCUCUCCGUGCGACCGCGGACGGUGGUCGUGCGUGCAGACGUAGCCGUUUACACGUGUGACCGUAUCGCACCCUCGGCCGGGAGAUAUGUGGCGCGGAAUCUAGUUAGUGCCCUUGUUGGCUUUAUCUCCGUUAUCUCCGUUUGGCUCGGAGGUCGGCCGUGUUGCCAGAUUAGAAGGAUCAGCCUCGCCGCGCACUCGCGAAACAAUUAGCGAAGAUGGAAUUUCGCAUCUUCAAUCAGCCGGCUUCGCGCGACCCCGGAAAGUUCGCGUUCACGCCGGAAAGUCUGAUCUUCGGCCGCUGCACUGAUAAUAUUCUAAGACGAGCGUUAUCGGGCGACCGGAGAUCAGACUUUGUUCCGCGCGCACGGAGCCGCGCGAAGGCGCGCGCGCCCCAUUGAAAACGCAUACUCGGUAAUUCCCACUGAUUUCGUUGACGUGCGAAUUUCUCUCGUAAUCUGUGACGUCAUUUGGCAAAUGUCCCGCUCGCAAUAUGCAUUUUUGCAAUAGGUGACGCGCGAUCGAUACAGUUGGAAGUGCACCAAACGAACGCGAGUGAGUGAGAACGUCGGCGGCCGUCGUGCGAGAACAUGAAACGUUAUUCGCCCGCGUCGUGUGCGUUCUCCGUGCACGUGUUGCUCCCGUAAAAGCGAACGUUUCUCCCGCCGUUUAACCGUUUCAGCGGUUCUCGUCGCGUGCGAUCGAACGUUAACGUAAGCUCGGGAAGAGCAUCACCGGGACGCACAAUGGACCGCGGCAUAUUGCGGCAAACGCUGAUCGGGCUCAUAUGCAGUCUCAUGGUCAUCGACUGCGGCUUCCACGAGGGAUGGAGCACGCCGACCAUACCCAAGUUCAACGACGAGGAUCCAUUAAGCGCGACAAGCGACGAGGUCGCUUGGAUGGUGAAUCUUAUGUACGUGGGCGUCGCCAUCGGGUCGUUGAUACCGUUCGUAUUGAUGAACAGCAUCGGUCGUAAGGGCACUCUGUUGGUCACCACGAUACCGAAGGUCGCCUCUUGGCUCUUCAUCGGACUGGCCACGUCUACACAUUACAUAUUUGCCGGACGAGUGUUGGCGGGAAUAGGAUGCGGCGUAACCUACGCCGUGAUGCCGAUGUAUCUCGGCGAGAUCAGCAGCAAACGGACCAGAGGUCCUCUAGGUACUCUAACGGCCGUUUUGAUCAACGUCGGGAUUCUGCUCAUCUACACGAUCGGCCUGUGGAUCAGCCGCUACACGAUGGCGAUGAUAGGCAUGUGCGCGCCGCUGCUGUUUCUACUGGCAUUCGCGUGGCUGCCCGAGAGCUCGGUGUUCCUCACGCGGAAGAACAAGCUCAUACCCGCGGAGAGGAUCCUCCGGUGGACCCUGGGUAAGGAGAACGUCGAGGAGGAAUUCGAAGAGGUCAAACGAAUUGUGGCGAUCGAGGACAAGUGCAGCAAGACGAACCUCGGCGAGAUGUUCAAGCAUGCCUUCACCAAGGCGCAGAACAGGAGAGCCUUUCGAAUCGCCAUGAUAGUGCUGAGCGGCUUAUCGUUGACGGGCGCGGCGCCCAUACUCGUGUAUCAGUCGUACAUCUUCAACGAGGCCGGUUUCGAGAUCUCGACCAAUACCAGCAUCAUUCUGACCGGCAUCGCCAUCGUCGUGUCCGGCUGCAUCUGUGUGAUGCUGGUGCGGUUCACCGGCAAGAGAAUGCUGCUGCUGAUCGCCGCGCCGAUUUGCGUGCUAUCGUUGGCGACGAUAGCCAUUUUCUUCCAGCUGCAGUCAGGCGACCACGACGUCUCCCGAUUCAAGUGGGUGCCCACGGUCUUCGUGGUGAUUUACGUGCUCGGCUUCGGACUCGGCCUUAAUCCGAUACCGCUCGCGUAUAUCGGCGAGAUCUUCGUCUACGAGGCCAAAGUACCCGCCGCGAUGUUCAGCGCUCUCUACUACGCCUUGAGCAGCAUAGCCGUUGUGAAGUUUUAUCAGGUCUCGCAAGAGGUAUACGGCACGUUCGUGCCAUUAUGGACAUUCACCGCGAUAACGUUUCUUAUAUGGGUAUUAAUUUACCUAUUUGUGCCGGAGACCGAAGGCAAAACCUUGGAACAGAUACAAUUGCAAUUGCAGAAUAAGAAGUUACUUUCUGCGACGUAAAAAGGUAGACGAGCAUUAUGAAUAAUCCAAAGAUCGCCAGGUCCAUUUUUACGGCGCUCAUUUGAGACGAGACCACCGCUCGUGCGAUCUGAUCGUGCGUUUAUAGAAAAUAUCACAACGAAAUCUCGCGAAUUAUGUCACGAUACUCGAGUCAGAACAUACUCGAUACUCGAAUCAGAACAUUAUGUAAAUAUAAACGUAACAAUAAUUGUAAGACACAUGCAAUUACGAGUCCCAAUAACGUUAAGUAGUGACAAUAAAUCACGUAACAUUUUCAUAUUAUCAGUAUCGAUUGUCAAGUAAUUAUUAGGAUAACGACAACGAAUUUUAGUUCGUAGACAAUAAUGUAGCGUCACGGAGAUUAUAGCGAAAAAUAAAAUGUUCCUUCUGAAUAAAUCAAUGUAUGUUAAAUAAUAAGAGCGAUGCGUACACGUAGUUUUAUUUUUUAAUGUUUAAAGCGCAGCAUCGAUAAUGCCGUUAAAUUGCACUUUGAGCUUGUGAAAAUUUAGGAAGAGAGAAAGAGAGAGGGAGAGAGAGAGAGAGAGAGAGAGAGGGAGAAGAAGAGAGAAAGACGACACGAAGAGAGGGGGGGGGGGCCCAUUGGACUUGUUUGAUCGUAAAGCUCUAACCGCAAAGAGAAUCGUUUAGUAACGAUAUCGCGUACGACGAGAUUCGUAUGUUCGAUACGGACAAGUUAAGUUCUCAUUAAAAACACAUUUGCAACGUGAAUUCGCCGACCUCCCUCGCUGAUCCUCCCCCGAAGUCUAAUACUGAUGAACACCACCCUACCGUUGCACCUUGCCAAAUAUUACCUCACCAUUUGCAUUGCUAACGCACGUAUGGAAGAACCAAAUGUACAGUCACUCAAUAAAUUUGCGACUUUUUCAA
Dinoponera quadriceps is the source of this 3530-nucleotide messenger RNA. Its product is annotated as facilitated trehalose transporter Tret1-like. Gene Ontology annotation, molecular function: transmembrane transporter activity. Gene Ontology annotation, cellular component: membrane. NCBI's taxonomy places the organism in Eukaryota, Metazoa, Arthropoda, Insecta, Hymenoptera, Formicidae. The transcript is spliced from 4 exons. The record is from RefSeq and is a predicted model, not a curated record. Gene Ontology annotation, biological process: transmembrane transport. The coding region runs from base 1263 to 2642 and encodes 459 amino acids.